Molecule: messenger RNA, 955 nt
Organism: Annulohypoxylon truncatum
Lineage: Eukaryota; Fungi; Ascomycota; Sordariomycetes; Xylariales; Hypoxylaceae
Exons: 1
Coding region: 147-773 (208 amino acids)
Source: RefSeq, a predicted model, not a curated record
AAUUUCUAGAUUCAGGAUACCUAGAUUUUCUACAGCUUCAGCAGACGGUUCUUUGGUCGGAAAAGCGCUCUCAUUUCUGUACUUCUACUUCUACACCCACACUCACUUAAAACCACGAUCAUUACGGAGAAAAGAAGAAUAAAAAAAUGCCUCUCGCAAUCAAAUCCCUCGCCAGCAAGUUCGGCAAAGGCGCCGCCACCAAGCAGAUCUACAUCUACGAGACCUGGGCGCGCUGGGCGGCCCGCGGCGUGCAGUUCAUCCUCGCCCUCAUCGUCGUCGGCCUGUACGGGCACCGCGUGGACGUGGACCGGCGAGCCGGCAACGCGCAGGCCGCCGGGUGGGUGUACGCGCUGUUCGUCGCCGGCGUCUCCUGCGUCACCUGCCUCGUGUACGCGAUCCCGAACCCGUUCAGCCGCGCGCAGCCCCACCGCCUCUUCGCCUGGGACCUGGUCCUGUUCGUGCUGUGGAUCGCGCUGUUCGGCACCUUCGCCGCCAUCUUCCUCAAGCGCCACGGCGGCGACUACGAGGGCACGAGCGUCGCGUUGAUGAAGUGCGCUGUGUGGAUCGAUCUCGUCAAUGCGCUGCUGUGGUUGUGCACGGGCGUGUAUGGCUGCUUCCGCACUUUCGUCGGUCGUAAGGUCAACGGCAAGAUCGACCACUACCAGAACAAGGUCGAGGACGGGUUCAAUGCUAAGGUGGACCAAUAUGCCGGCCCGGCUGUUAGCAACUUCAGUAUGAAGCUUAAUCCCUUACGAGGCAAGGAAACAGUAUAAAAUGGGACUAGAACUAAGGAGCAGAGGUUCAUGAUUGGGCAACGAUAUGAUUAUCUUGGGGGACAGUUCGGUUCUUUGGGGGUCAUGGAUACGAGCAUUACAUACGGUACACAGCAUUGCGGUCGGUUGCAUAUACAUAGACGUUUGCCAGGCGAAUCUUUUACUCUAAAGCGUUGCCUUGG